CAAUGUCAUUUUAUAUCUUUCUUUGGAGUACGUAGUUGUGAACUAGUGAAGUGAAUUCCGUUUGUGUAUGUGAAAUAAGUUUUAAUUUAUAAUUGAUCUUGGUGUUGCAACUUGCCGAGUUGUGUAAUAUAAAAUAUAUCAUUCCUACAGCAAGUUUUAUAUUUUAAAGCGUAGAUUACAGUUACAAAAAUGGGGAAAGGAUUUAACAAUUAUAUGUGCAAAAAAUUUUUCCAUCCAGCAUCUCGAGACAAUUUAAAGAGGGUAUGGAUGGCAGAACAGAAAGCCGAAGCAUACAAAAAGAAACAAGAGGAACUUCGUCAACAAUAUGAAAAGGAACAAGAUCUUCAUGAUAACAAAGCAAUGCUUAGCAAGGAAAGCAAGGAUAAGCUGAGUAUAAGUUUCAUGUAUGAGCCCCCUCCUGGUGCUAAAAAGGAACGAGAGAGGGAAGACAAUGAGCCCGAGUACAAAUUCGAAUGGCAGAGGAAGUAUAAUGCGCCUCGUGAGAGUUACUGUAAGGGCGAUCAGGAAAUUCGGGAUCAGCCUUUUGGUAUUCAAGUUAGAAAUGUGAGGUGCAUUAAAUGUCACAAAUGGGGCCAUAUUAACACAGAUAAAGAAUGUCCAAUGUACAGUUUAUCGAUGAGUGCUGCAAGAUCAUUAGAAAAUGCUACAGUAAUGGACCAAAAUUCACUGGUUCAACAAAUGUUGGACGAUGGUUUAGCAUUAAAGAAGCAACAUAUAAGUAUGGCAGAAACAACAAAACAUCUUUUAGUAAGCGAAGAUGAAGAGGAGAAUUCUGAAGCAACAUUCUUAAAGUCUCUUACAAAAAAACAGAAAAAGGCCUUAUUAAAGAAAUUGGAGAAACUUGAAAAAGAAGCUAAAGAACCGAAGAAGUCGAAGAAACGCAGUGACUCGGAUUAUUCUUCUGACGAGGAAAAUAAAAGGAAAGUAGCUAAACCAAAAUUUAAGAAAGAGGUGUAUUCCAAAGGACACAUGUCCGAUUCUGAAGAAGAAAAAGACAAAAAGUUCAAGAAUUACAGUGAUAGAAAACGUGAAGAAAGAAGAAGAGAAGAAAUGAAAGCAAAACAAAAUGAAGAGAGAAGGGAUAAGAGAACUAGGAGAAAUAGUAGUGAAGAAAGGAAAGAAAGGAGAAAGGACAAUAAAGAAAGAAGGCAAAGAGAUAGUAGCGAAGAAAUAAGCAGGGAAAAGAACAGACGAAGAGAUAGUAGUGAAGACCGGAAAAAUAAAAGAAAGAUAAGUAGAAGUGAUGAAAAAGACAGCAGUGAAGACAGGAGAAGCAGGAGAAAAGAUUAUAUCAAAGAAAAGAAACAAGAUGAAGAAAAAAAUCGAGAUAGGAGGAAGAGAAGCAGCAGUAGUGAAGAGGAUAGUAAAAAAAGAAAUAGGAAAAGAUAUAGCAGUGAAGAAAAUAAGAGGCAGAGAAGGAUUACAAAAAAUAAAAAACGAGAUAGGAGCAGUAGUAGUGAUGAAGAUAGCACCGAAGAAAGGAAGAGGCACUCUAGCACUGAAAGAAAAAUUAAAAAAAGAUCUUCAAGCGAGGAUGAGAAUAGGCACAGAUCAAAAAAAAGAAGUUAAUUUGGUUUAAAUAUUUAUUGCUAGAAAUAAAAAGUAACUACUACCCUAAAACAUGUAUAUACAAAACUUUCUAUGUUUGUGUAUUAUUUUAUAAGCAAAUGUGAUUGAAACAUUUAUAAAAUAAAAUGCAUACAUUGUCA
Molecule: messenger RNA, 1730 nt
Organism: Anoplophora glabripennis (Asian longhorned beetle)
Lineage: Eukaryota; Metazoa; Arthropoda; Insecta; Coleoptera; Cerambycidae
Product: corepressor interacting with RBPJ 1
Exons: 4
Coding region: 190-1590 (466 amino acids)
Biological process (GO): negative regulation of DNA-templated transcription
Cellular component (GO): nucleus
Molecular function (GO): transcription corepressor activity
Source: RefSeq, a predicted model, not a curated record